GUGUAAGGGGCUGGCGAGCAAGUGGGCAGCUGCUGAGCUUGCUGGGCCGGUGGGACGGAGCGGUCCAGGGACAGGCCCCUGCCUGGGCCAGAGAGGAGCCAGGAGCCAUGAGGGUGGCAUUAGGCAUGCUCUGGCUCUUGGCCCUUGCGUGGCCCCCCCAGGCCCGGGGCUUCUGCCCCUCUCAAUGCAGCUGCAGCCUCCAUAUCAUGGGUGAUGGCAGCAAGGCCAGGACAGUAGUGUGCAACGACCCCGACAUGACCCUGCCCCCGGCGUCCAUCCCCCCGGACACCUCCAGACUGCGCCUGGAGCGGACGGCCAUACGCAGGGUUCCUGGCGAGGCCUUCAGGCCCCUGGGCCGCCUGGAGCAGCUGUGGCUGCCUUACAACGCCCUCAGCGAGCUCAACGCCCUCAUGCUGCGGGGCCUGCGACGCCUGCGGGAGCUGCGGCUGCCCGGGAACCGCCUGGCCGCCUUCCCCUGGGCGGCGCUCAGGGACGCCCCCAAGCUGCGGCUGCUGGACCUGCAGGCCAACCGCCUCUCGGCUGUGCCCGCUGAGGCCGCGCGCUUCCUGGAGAACCUCACCUUCCUCGACCUCUCCAGCAACCAGCUGAUGAGGCUCCCGCAGGAGCUCAUCGUCUCCUGGGCUCACCUGGAGACCGGUAUCUUUCCUCCCGGCCACCACCCCAGGCGGGUCCUAGGGCUACAGGACAACCCCUGGGCAUGUGACUGCCGACUCUAUGACCUGGUUCAUCUUUUGGAUGGCUGGGCCCCAAACUUGGCCUUCAUUGAGACUGAACUGAGAUGUGCCAGCCCACGUAGCCUGGCCGGAGUGGCCUUCAGCCAGCUUGAACUGAGGAAGUGCCAGGGCCCAGAGCUCCAUCCAGGAGUGGCCAGCAUCAGGUCCCUUUUGGGUGGCACAGCACUGCUACGCUGUGGAGCUACUGGAGUCCCUGGGCCCGAGAUGAGCUGGAGGAGGGCCAAUGGCAGGCCCCUUAAUGGUACAGUGCACCAGGAAGUCUCCAGUGACGGCACGAGCUGGACUCUGCUGGGCCUGCCUGCAGUGUCCCACCUUGACUCCGGAGACUACAUCUGCCAAGCCAAGAACUUCCUGGGAGCCUCUGAAACUGUUAUCUCCUUGAUUGUCACUGAGCCACCGACUUCCACAGAACACAGUGGGAGCCCAGGAGCACUAUGGGCAAGGACAGGUGGCGGAGGGGAAGCUGCUGCUUACAACAACAAGCUGGUGGCCAGGCAUGUCCCCCAGAUUCCCAAACCCGCUGUCCUGGCCACUGGACCCUCUGUGCCCAGCACAAAGGAGGAGCUGACCCUUGAGCACUUCCAGAUGGAUGCCCUGGGAGAGCUCUCUGAUGGGCGGGCAGGACCCUCAGAGGCACGAAUGGUGAGGUCUGUGAAGGUGGUGGGGGACACUUACCACAGCGUGUCCUUGGUGUGGAAGGCACCCCAGGCUAAGAACACAACUGCCUUCAGUGUCCUCUACGCGGUCUUUGGGCAGCACAGCAUGCGGCGGGUGAUUGUGCAGCCUGGGAAGACCAGAGUGACCAUCACUGGGCUGUUGCCCAAGACCAAGUAUGUGGCGUGUGUCUGUGUGCAGGGCCUGGUGCCCCGGAAGGAGCAGUGUGUUAUUUUCUCCACCAAUGAAGUGGUGGAUGCUGAGAACACUCAGCAGCUUAUCAAUGUGGUGGUGAUCAGUGUGGCCAUCGUCAUUGCCCUGCCUCUCACGCUGCUUGUCUGCUGCAGUGCUCUUCAGAAGCGCUGCCGAAAGUGCUUCAACAAGGACUCCACUGAGGCCACAGUUACCUACGUCAACCUAGAGAGACUGGGCUACAGCGAGGACGGCUUGGAGGAGCUGUCCCGGCACAGUGUCAGCGAGGCUGACAGGCUUCUCUCAGCUCGUUCCAGUGUGGACUUUCAGGCCUUUGGAGUCAAAGGGGGCAGGAGAAUCAAUGAGUACUUCUGCUGAGGGAUAUGCCUCCGCAACUCACACACCUGCCUGCCCACGCUCCUUCUUUAGCUCUGACACCUGAGUACACGAUCACCCACUCUUACCUGCUCGGGUACCUGCUUACUCAGAUACUUACACACAACAACAGCAGCAGCAGCUGCUACUGCAACAACCGCUAACACUUGUUAAGCACUUACUACAGACUAGAAAGUGUUCUAAGUGCUAAAUUCUUGUAACAAUCAUUUGCAGCAGGCAUCACUAUUCUCUCCAUUUCCCUGGGGUGGGGGGUUAAGAAACUUGCCUGUAUCAGUCAGCUUUUGCUGUAUAACAAAUGAAAGCAAAAUCUUGGUGAUGUAUAGCAGUGAACACUUAUUUUCACACUCACAGGCCUGUGGGUUGAUUAGGGUGGCUCUGCUCUGUGUGUU
Homo sapiens (human) is the source of this 2386-nucleotide messenger RNA. It is a transcript of the gene LRIT1, whose product is annotated as leucine rich repeat, Ig-like and transmembrane domains 1. Lineage: Eukaryota; Metazoa; Chordata; Mammalia; Primates; Hominidae. The record is from RefSeq and is marked validated. Bases 108 to 1979 code for a protein of 623 amino acids. The transcript is spliced from 4 exons. Gene Ontology annotation, cellular component: synapse; dendrite; synaptic cleft.